Messenger RNA from Fukomys damarensis (Damara mole-rat), 1853 nucleotides. RefSeq names its product activin A receptor like type 1 (gene Acvrl1). Gene Ontology annotation, molecular function: SMAD binding; transforming growth factor beta receptor activity, type I; ATP binding. The transcript is spliced from 12 exons. Gene Ontology annotation, cellular component: BMP receptor complex; plasma membrane. Lineage: Eukaryota; Metazoa; Chordata; Mammalia; Rodentia; Bathyergidae. Gene Ontology annotation, biological process: dorsal/ventral pattern formation; protein phosphorylation; transforming growth factor beta receptor signaling pathway. Bases 223 to 1737 code for a protein of 504 amino acids. The record is from RefSeq and is a predicted model, not a curated record.
ACCAGCCACAAACUCUGCCCUCACUGCUGCUCUGAGCCUCCUAGACCAAGAACUGGAGUCUAAGGUGGGCCCCCUUCCUAGUCCCGGGAGGCCACAGAGCCAGCCGCGCCGAGUGAGCCUCUCCCCGGCCCCAGCCCCGUCCGGGGCCGCGCCUGGCCCCCACCUCUGUCUCCAGACCGGCGCUCUUGAGACUCAAGUCCUGUCCGCGGGCCCAACGGGACGAUGACCUUGGCCCACCCCAAAAGGGGCCUUCUGAUUCUGCUGAUGGCCUUGGGCCUGACCCAGGGGAACCCUGUGAAGCCCUUUCAGAGGCAGUUGGUGACCUGUAUGUGUGAAAGCCCACACUGCAAGGAUACCACUUGCCAGGGGCUCUGGUGCACAGUGGUGCUGUUUCUGGAUGAGGAGGGUCACCGCCGGCAGUUCCAGGGCUGUGGGAGCCAGAAUGAGGAGCUCUGCUGGGGGCGUGCCACCGAGUUCGCCAACCAUUUCUGCUGCUCCCACUCCUUCUGCAACCAAAAUGUCUCCCUGUCGCUGGAGACUACCGAGACUCCUCCGGAGCAGCCAAAAGCAGAUAGCCAGCUGCCUCUUAUCCUGGGUCCCGUGCUGGCCUUGCUAGUGCUGGUGGCCUUGGGUGCUCUGGGCCUGUGGCAUGUCCGGCGGAGGCAGGAGAAGCAGCGAGGCCUGUACAGUGACCUGGGUGACUCCAGCCUCGUCCUGAAAUCGUCUGAGCAGAGGGACAACAUGUUCGGGGAAUUCCUGGAUAGCAGCUGCACCACAGGCAGUGGCUCAGGGCUCCCCUUCCUGGUGCAGAGAACGGUGGCACGGCAGGUCACCCUGGUGGAGUGUGUGGGAAAGGGCCGCUAUGGUGAGGUGUGGCGGGGCUUGUGGCAUGGUGAGAGUGUGGCUGUCAAGAUCUUCUCCUCGAGGGAUGAACAGUCCUGGUUCCGGGAGACGGAGAUCUACAAUACAGUGUUGCUCAGACAUGACAACAUCCUAGGCUUCAUCGCCUCAGAUAUGACCUCGCGAAACUCGAGCACGCAGCUGUGGCUCAUCACACACUACCACGAGCACGGCUCCCUCUAUGACUUCCUGCAGAGGCAGACGCUGGAGCCCCAGCUGGCCCUCAAGCUAGCUGUAUCCGCAGCCUGCGGCCUGGCACACCUGCACGUGGAGAUCUUCGGCACCCAGGGCAAGCCAGCCAUUGCCCACCGCGACCUCAAGAGCCGCAAUGUCCUGGUCAAGAGCAACCUUCAGUGUUGCAUCGCGGACCUGGGCCUGGCUGUGAUGCACUCCCAGGGUAGCGAUUACCUGGACAUCGGCAACAACCCGAGAGUGGGCACCAAGCGGUACAUGGCACCUGAGGUGCUGGAUGAGCAGAUCCGCACUGACUGCUUUGAGUCCUACAAGUGGACCGACAUCUGGGCUUUCGGCCUGGUGCUGUGGGAAAUCACUCGGCGGACCAUUGUCAACGGUAUUGUAGAGGACUACAAGCCACCCUUCUACGACAUGGUGCCCAAUGACCCCAGCUUUGAGGACAUGAAGAAAGUGGUGUGUAUUGACCAGCAGACUCCCACCAUCCCCAACCGGCUGGCUGUAGACCCGGUCCUCUCAGGCCUGGCUCAGAUGAUGCGGGAGUGCUGGUACCCCAACCCUUCUGCCCGCCUCACUGCACUUCGCAUCAAGAAGACCCUACAGAAACUCAUCCAAGGCUCAGAGAAGCCCAAAGUGAUUCACUAGCCCAGGACUGCUGGACUCCGGCCUGCAGGGAGUCAAGGUUCCUGCCUGAAGGAUUCUAUCUCCGUUGGAUUUUGGGUCAAAGUCCUUCAGAGACUCCCAGGGCAGAAAUUGAAGGC